Molecule: messenger RNA, 1527 nt
Organism: Gossypium raimondii (Peruvian cotton)
Lineage: Eukaryota; Viridiplantae; Streptophyta; Magnoliopsida; Malvales; Malvaceae
Product: protein SHI RELATED SEQUENCE 5
Exons: 2
Coding region: 267-1190 (307 amino acids)
Biological process (GO): positive regulation of DNA-templated transcription
Cellular component (GO): nucleus
Molecular function (GO): DNA-binding transcription factor activity; DNA binding
Source: RefSeq, a predicted model, not a curated record
CCCCAAAAAAAAAAAACAAAACAAAAACAAAGAUAGUGUCAAAAACAAAACUCAACAAACACUCACAGGCUAACAGUGGUCUUUAAAAACCUACCAGAAAAAGGUUUUACAGUUGAAACCCAUAAAGGCCCCAGGGAAAAUCCCAACCAGCUCAUCAAACUAGUGAUCUGUGGGUGGGGUGGGGGGGUACUAAUACUAAAUAGGGCGUUUUCUGCUAUGGAUUAUUGGUCUAAAUUGAGAUUUGUUUCAGCUUUUGAGUGUAACAAAUGGCUGGCUUGUUCUAUCUAGGUGGACGAGAAGCAGACACUGGAAAUAAACAAGAAGAAGAUAAAGAAGAGAGCCUGUAUUUGUAUAGGAACGAGGAGAUCUACAACAAGGGUUUUGAGAUAUGGCCGCAGUAUUAUUACCAACAACAACAACAGCAGCAGCAGGAAAACGUGAACACCAUCUCGUUUGGAGCGGGCCCUAGUCGAAGAGCUAGAGGGUUUAACUUGUCUGAUGAGCCGUCUUCGAGAUCAGUAGGGUUUACUGUUAUGAAACAUGGGGGCAUGAAUUGCCAAGAUUGUGGAAACCAAGCUAAGAAAGAUUGUGCACAUAUGAGAUGUAGGACUUGUUGUAAAAGUAGAGGGUUUCAGUGCCAAACUCACGUUAAGAGCACUUGGGUUCCUGCUGCUAAAAGGCGAGAGAGGCAACAACAACUCGCAGCUUUGCAGCACCACCAACAACAUGAAGACCAGUUUCGUGGAGAGAACCCCAAAAGGCUGAGAGAGAAUCAAGGUUCUCCGUCUCUUGCCUGCACUCGACUGUCCCCCACUACAUCAGGGUUGGAAUUGGGUCAAUUCCCUCCCGAAGUGAGUUCUCCUGCUGUCUUCCGCUGUGUGAAAGUAAGCGCUAUGGACGAUGAAGAUGAGGAGUUCGCUUAUCAAACGGCGGUGAAUAUAGCAGGGCAUGUAUUCAAAGGGAUUCUUUACGAUCAAGGCCCUGAAAGCCAUUACACCGGUGGCGGUGAAUCCUCUCAGCAACUCAAUCUCAUCACCGCCGCAGUUACCACAGCAGAAACUGCUAGAACCACAACAACCGCCGCCAUUUCGAGCAAUCCAGCAACGAGUAUGCUAGACCCUUCGCUUUAUCCAGCUCCACUUAACGCUUUCAUUGCUGGUACGCAAUUCUUCCCACCUCCAAGGUCUUGAUUUACAGGCCUAUUCUCCAAUAGAGAGAGAGAGAGACCCUUCCUUUUUUUAACAAAAACUUCCAUUAGUCAGAAACGACUCUAGAUAUUAUUUAUCUCUAGCUUUCAGUGUUAUUCUUCGUCAUUGUUAAAUGUUGCAUAGAAUUUGAAUGACAUUAGAAAACUGAUCAAGAUUCUGCAUAUGAUAUUUCCCUGUGGAUGUUUAGUUUUGUUUUCAAAUUUCAAUUCAGAUUUUCAGUGUUCGUUUUUUUAUUCGAUCGAUGUAGUAUGUGGAUGUGUGCCCUUUUGGGUGUGAAUUAUUGGUUUUUUUAUAGAUAAUUUGUACUUUUUCUUUUUCA